AUGUCUGGAGCCGUAGUAGAUAGCCCGGCGGCGCUUCCCGCUGCUCCUGCUAUUAAGAAGAAGCCAGUUUCCUUUAGCAAUUUGUUACUUGGUGCCGGAUUAAACAUGUUCGAAGUUACAACACUGGGUCAGCCCUUAGAAGUUAUCAAGACGCACAUGGCCGCCAACAGAGGAGAUUCGCUGCCCAGUGCUAUUCCCAAAAUCUGGGCUAGAGGUGGUGUCUUUGGUUUCUACCAAGGUUUAAUACCAUGGGCCUGGAUUGAAGCCUCUACCAAGGGUGCCGUUCUUUUAUUCGUUUCCUCUGAAGCUGAAUAUUACGCUCGCGCCGCUGGCGCCGCACCUUUCCUUUCAGGUAUCACCGGUGGUGUCAUCGGUGGUGUCGCACAAGCUUAUGCCACCAUGGGUUUCUGCACCUGCAUGAAGACUGUCGAGAUCACCCGUCACAAGCAAGCUUCCACCGGCGCAAAGCCACAGUCCUCCAUGGCUGUCUUCAUGGACAUCUACCGUCGCGAAGGUAUCCGCGGUAUCAACAAAGGUGUCAAUGCCGUUGCUAUCAGACAGAUGACGAACUGGGGUAGCAGAUUCGGGUUGAGCCGUUUGGCAGAGCAAGGGAUCAGGGACUUCACCGGCAAGGGCGAAAGGGAUGCUUUGACGGCGGUUGAGAAAAUUGCGGCAUCGGCCAUCGGUGGUGGCUUGAGUGCAUGGAAUCAGCCCAUUGAGGUUAUCAGAGUGGAGAUGCAGAGCAAGACCGUUGAUCCGAACCGGCCUAAGAACUUGACUGUGGUCAAGGCUUUCAACUACAUCUACCAAAACAACGGCCUAAAGGGUUUGUACCGGGGUGUCACUCCCAGAAUAGGUCUCGGUAUCUGGCAGACAGUUUGCAUGGUUGGCCUCGGUGAUAUGGCCAAGGAAGCCGUCGAAAAGCUCACCGGCGAGAAGGUUACAGCGAAGCACUAA
Orbilia oligospora ATCC 24927 is the source of this 957-nucleotide messenger RNA. RefSeq lists its product as uncharacterized. Gene Ontology annotation, biological process: mitochondrial citrate transmembrane transport; alpha-ketoglutarate transport. Lineage: Eukaryota; Fungi; Ascomycota; Orbiliomycetes; Orbiliales; Orbiliaceae. The record is from RefSeq and is a predicted model, not a curated record. The coding region runs from base 1 to 957 and encodes 318 amino acids. Gene Ontology annotation, molecular function: tricarboxylate secondary active transmembrane transporter activity. Gene Ontology annotation, cellular component: mitochondrion. The transcript has 9 exons.